CCUCCUCUCCUCCUUCCCCUCCCGGCCUCCCCUCAUCUCGUCCUCCCCCCCUCGAGCCCUCCGCCGGCUAGGGUUACGGCCACCGCCUCCCCCCACUUCCCGUCGGCGGAGGAGGAGGGUGCGCGGGAUGGACCCGGACUUCUCGCCCGGUGGCGGGGGGCCCAGCUUCGAGUUCGCCUUCAACGAGGUCAACUUCUCAGACCGGGAGCUGCGGAUCGAGGUCGUCGCGGGGGACGACGACGCGCCGGGCUCCAGCGGCGGGGGUGCCGGAGGAGGAGGACUCGCCGAUUGGGCGCGCCACCGCAAGCGCCGCCGCGAGGAGCUCCUUAAGGAGAAAGAAUCUACAACUCACAUGUCAGACCAGACAAAUUGCAAUGAAGUCGAAGCAGAAGAGUGUGAUGCAUAUGAAGAAAAUCAAGAGGAACCUGUAGCAAUGAUAGAAGAAUCUCCACCUGAUGUUGGUCAAGAUGCAGGUGAUGAUGGACCAGGUAUUGAUUCGUCUUGGACCGUGGUGGGUACGCCAGUUUUACGAGUAAAGACGAUUUAUAUCAGCUCAGCGAUUCUUGCUGCAAAGAGUCCUUUCUUUUUCAAGCUUUUCUCAAACGGCAUGAAAGAAUCUGAUCAGAGACAUGCAACCCUAAGAAUUACUGAUUCAGAGGAAACUGCCCUCAUGGAGCUUUUGAGCUUUAUGUAUAGUGGAAAGCUGACGACUACUGAGCCCAAUCUUCUUCUGGAUAUCCUGAUGGCGGCUGACAAAUUUGAGGUUGUUUCAUGCAUGAGGUACUGCAGCCAGUUGCUCACAAGCUUGCCUAUGACUACAGAAUCUGCACUACUCUACCUAGAUCUCCCGUGCUCCAUUUCAAUGGCAGCUGCAGUUCAACCUCUGACAGAUGCAGCCAAGGAUUUCCUUGCUGUAAAAUACAAGGAUUUGACUAAGUUCCAAGAUGAAGUGAUGAACAUCCCUCUUGCUGGGAUCGAAGCCAUCUUGUCAAGUAAUGACCUUCAGGUGGCAUCUGAAGAUACCAUCUACGACUUCUUGCUCAGAUGGGCCCGUGCACAAUACCCAAAAUCAGAGGAGAGGCGUGAGAUCUUGAGCUCUCGUCUGCUCCCUCUUGUGCGAUUCAGCCACAUGACCUGUAGGAAGCUGCGGAAGGUCCUAACAUGCACUGAUAUAGACCAUGAGCAAGCAACCAAGUGUGUCACCGAGGCACUUCUAUACAAGGCUGAUGCACCGCACCGGCAACGAGCUCUUGCAGCGGAUGCAGUAACCUGUCGGAAAUUUGCAGAGCGGGCUUACAAGUACAGACCUCUGAAAGUCGUUGAGUUUGAUCGGCCCUACCCCCAGUGCAUAGCAUACUUGGAUCUCAAGCGCGAGGAGUGCUCUCGACUGUUCCCUUCAGGCCGGAUAUACUCGCAAGCAUUCCAUCUCGCAGGGCAGGGCUUCUUCCUCUCAGCUCACUGUAAUAUGGAGCAGCAGAGCACGUUCUACUGCUUCGGCCUCUUCCUAGGGAUGCAAGAGAAGGGCUCGAUGAGCGUGACAGUAGACUACGAGUUUGCCGCGAGGACGAGACCCUCGGGUGAGUUCGUCAGCAAGUACAAGGGCAACUACACCUUCACCGGUGGGAAGGCGGUCGGGUACAGGAAUCUCUUCGCUAUCCCAUGGCAGACGUUCAUGGCUGAUGACAGCCUCUUCUUCAUCGACGGGAUGCUGCAUCUGAGAGCUGAGCUGACGAUAAAGCAGCCCUAGAGCGAUGCAGCAGCUGCGCGAUGUGUUGCCCUGCUGUCAGGUCAGAGUUUGUCCAGCCGCGGGUGUUGUUGCGAGGAAUGGUGUGUGCUGCUGCAGAUAUCCUUUUUGGUUUUUUUCUUUUGCCCAUGCACAUUAAUCCUUUUGUCAAUAGACAGUUUGGUGAUGACAAGUUAAAAAAGGGAAGGCGAAAAAGCCUCCGCUGUUCCUUCAUUAGAAAGAAGGUUGUAUGAUCCUUGUCCCCGAAUAGUGAAAAAGUUAUUAUUACACCAGCUGAAAAGAUAUCUGAUGGCAAACCUUUUACAAA
Setaria italica (foxtail millet) is the source of this 2051-nucleotide messenger RNA. RefSeq names its product BTB/POZ domain-containing protein POB1. The record is from RefSeq and is a predicted model, not a curated record. NCBI's taxonomy places the organism in Eukaryota, Viridiplantae, Streptophyta, Magnoliopsida, Poales, Poaceae. Gene Ontology annotation, molecular function: protein binding. Gene Ontology annotation, biological process: response to red light. The transcript is spliced from 6 exons. Gene Ontology annotation, cellular component: nucleus. The coding region runs from base 128 to 1747 and encodes 539 amino acids.